This is a messenger RNA of Ostrinia nubilalis (European corn borer), 540 nucleotides long. RefSeq lists its product as uncharacterized. The transcript has 3 exons. The record is from RefSeq and is a predicted model, not a curated record. NCBI's taxonomy places the organism in Eukaryota, Metazoa, Arthropoda, Insecta, Lepidoptera, Crambidae. The coding region runs from base 77 to 415 and encodes 112 amino acids.
UAUAAUACGUGGCCUUAUAAACUGAGCCAUCAUUUCAAACUGUACAUUUAAGCGAAAGACAACCUCAAAAAUAUAAAUGAAGCUGAUAAUCGUACUGAGUUUAGUGGCGCUGAGAGCGGCAGCGCCUGCCGGCGGUCCACGGGAUGAAAGCAUCAAAUCACCUGGGAUAAAUAGUUUAAAUAAUUUCUACAUACUGUCAGAAAUUAACAAACAAAACAGCUGGUUAUCGCAAAAAAAUCCAGUUGAAUAUACCGGCCAAUUCUACCUUGCCGGCUCUGAUGGCUACACCUACCUCGUCACGUACACUCUAACAUCGACGGAUAAUAUUACAGACUAUACACCCCCAGUGCAAGGCGGGCAAGGAUAUGCACCAGGCAACUUGAUGAUAUGUACUUUGGUUGGUACUUGUGGAUAAACGAUUGGAAUGAUCCUAAUGAUAUUAGGAUCCUAAUUAUAUUAUAAUCUGCAAAAAGUACCAGAUUUAACGUAAGGACUGAUGUUUAAAGUUGCUGGACUAAUAACGAUAUCGCCAUUUUUUAA